Molecule: messenger RNA, 3464 nt
Organism: Clupea harengus (Atlantic herring)
Lineage: Eukaryota; Metazoa; Chordata; Actinopteri; Clupeiformes; Clupeidae
Product: UPF0524 protein C3orf70 homolog B-like
Biological process (GO): nervous system development
Source: RefSeq, a predicted model, not a curated record
CUGGCUAUCGGCAAUUUAAUUAAAUGCCAUUAAACAUGCACGUCUCUCUCGGUGAACUGUAACUAGAUUAACUUUCCGUGUGGGAGAGGAAGAGAACAGCGGCGUGAAAUGAAGCAUGUAAAUUCAUACGCUGCCCUCUCACACAGCUGUGUCUCUAGCAAUUAUCAAGAACUGACAAUAUAUAACCCCUGUCAGUGCGCACUUUCCCGUGUGUGAAAUACUGAAUGACGUUUUAUAAAUAUCCCCGAUAGAGAGGCAGGGGCUCGUAGUAUGUGGGGGCACAGCGCGACCUACCGGGGAGCGCCUUCGAUCUGCUGUGAGCCAGUUGUGGGAGACGCACUGGAUGCGAGUGUCCAGUCAGUUUAGCGUCAAGCUGAGUGGCAUUCAGUCGAAGGCUGUCGCCAGACGUGCAGCUCUGCCGACUGCUGCGUUUGAAAUUUGGCAUUGCCUAAGAAACUCUAAGCAUUGCGAUUGUUUGCACAAGGGUGAGUCCUGAACAGGGUGCCUGUACCUUCAGGAAAUAUAGACUUUUGUCUCUGUGUGAUAUGCAGAAGUAUUGUCUUUUUCUUCGCUCUGUGGACCUCUCCGUGGUGGUGGUGAAAUAUCAGUGUCGAAAUGGUUUAAUGAAGCAUCGCGUCGGCAUUGAUAGGACCAGGGUUCCCGUCUUUGUGAAGUUCAGAGCAGAUGUUUGAACUGGGGGAGCGGCAGAAACAAUCCAGCACGGAACUCCGCGCCGUCUUUUUUGCAUGGAACGAGCCAUCAGUGGGGGACUUCAGCAGUCAUGUAGAGAACAGUAUGUAACGACUGUGAAUACGGAUGCACGCCUUUCCUCAACUUAUCUGAUUUGAGGAUUUUAAAAGAAAGAUAUGGCCUCGUCGGGGGCGCAGAAGACUCCGAAGAACGAGAAGUUGGACGAAGCGCAAGCCCUGGCCAAGAGCUACGCUGGCCGACCAGACUUCCUUCCGUGCGACGGCCUCUCGAUUUGCGCCACGCACAGCCACGGCAAGUGCUUCAAACUGCACUGGUGUUGCCACCUCGGAUGGUGUCACUGUAAAUAUGUGUACCAGCCGAUGACGAGGGUGGGCCAGCUCCCCAGCACCGCAGUGCCUCCAGGUCCGUCCGAACCCACCGACACCAUCUCCCUCUCCAUCUCCCUGACGGAGCGCUUCCUACGCAUCGCCCCCUGGUUCCUGCCCCCGCCGUGCCCCGACUCACCCCGCUACUGCGUGAUCUCCGACCUCUUCAUCGACGACUACGUCGUCAAGCGCAUCAACGGCAAGAUGUGCUACGUGCAGAGGCCGCCGCCGCCCAUGAUGCCUGUAGCUCCACCCCCUAUCCAGCCACACCCCCGGCCCCCCACUCCCCCUCCCUCUCAGCCGCAGCCUCAGCCACCUUGCCCAGCCUAUCGGAUUGCUCAGGAGGAAGCCCCGCCCCUCGGGCCGCCCCCACAGAGCUGCACUCCAGUGGAGAAAGCCAAAGGGCCCAAAAUGGACCACUGCUCCUCCCCCUCGACCUCAGAGGAUUCUGGAAUCAACGCGAUUGGGGGGAACUUCUUGGAGUCGUGCGAGGAAGACUCGUGCGAGGAGGAAGAGGUGGGGGAGGGGGUGGGAGAGGAGGAUGAGCUGAGCUCGGACGGGAAGUCCAGCCCAACCAGCUGGGACCAGGACGAGUGCUCACUCCUCUCCCCCUCCAAGUCCCUGGUGGAGAUCAUAGAGAACAUUGAAACCACUGUGUGACUCGAGUCAUAUUCCCACUUGCGUCGAAAGCCGUGAUUUCGCUAACAUUAUGCCAUGUUGGUGCUAUGUGGGAAUAGGAGCAAGUGUCGGUUUGCCAUGAUCGAUGGCUAACUGGGAAUGGUAAUUUGUAAUCUAUUCCAGAUUGUUUUUAUCUGGCGGAUUUCAUAUGUGAAAGUGGUCAAGACUCUCUGUGUCACACAACUCCUCACAAUCAAACCAGAUCUCCUUUCCAUACAAAGGAUCUUUUACUGGCUGAAAAGGGUUCUGGUUAGGAAAGGGAUUUUUUUAAAGCUUCAAACUGCUCCAAAGUUGAUAGCCAAAUGGUUCCAAAAAGUAUCUUACAUUAGACAAUUUUAAGAGGAACCUUAAAAGGGGACAAACAAGAGAACCUUUUUUUAAGAGUGCGCCACCCCUGUGUCUUUCUCUCUCACGGUUGUUUAUCCUUUGCUGUUGCCACCGAUGUUUCUGCGAGGACAACUAAACAAGCAGGACCUAAAGGCACCUCUGUUUGCAGUGCACUUGUCCGCUCGCAUUCGGUUGGACAUGGCUGACCAGAAGGCACUGUUAGCGUAGCCACGGCUAACUCAGGGGUGGGAUCCAGCAUGGAUGUGGUCCAGAGCCCAGCUGGCCUCCUUCUCACUUCCCCUGAGCCUUUGGAUCUCGUGCAUGGCUUGUCAGAUGGUAGAGGACGACGAGCAUGGCUGUUCACUUUUAUACAAAAGCACAAGAAAACACAAAAACAAAAUCACAAAUCACCAGUCACCUGCACGCUAAGGGGCUCACAGCAGAAGACCAAAUCAUAGUGCUAGCCUGUCACUAUUGUACACUUUCCUUAAUGUGGGGAUCACACCGAAUAUAAUGAAGCGGCAGCAGCAAAGCCUAAAUGAAUGCUCAGACCAUAAUUAUAUUAAAAAAAAUAAAAAAAAUAAAGAAAUGCCUGUAAGGAAUCUUACUGCUUUGAUUGGUCAGACUGUCUGAAAUGUCACUAGGACACAUUAAACUGACAUUGAUGAGCAUUGCGUCACGCUCUGGAAGUUGAACCAAGUUCAACUCAAAUCAACGCUCUGCUCCCCAUGUCAUUAGCGUAAGGCUAGCCACAUCAACGGCUCCGCUGCCGAACCGUAGCAAGCAAUAGAAAAUCUGUCACUUUUACUGCCGCUACUAGUGGUCGGUGCGAUCCCCACCUCAAAAGGUUCUGGUCCAGACCCACCAGAACUGGUUCGAGAAUCAGAACCCGGCAGGAGUUAGGUGCUCUUCGGGUUCCUAGAUGAACCUUAGGUGCUCUUCGGGGUUCCUUUUGAAAAAGUUCAGAAUGGCUGAGUGGAACCAUGAUAUUUCAGUGGGAGUCAAUCUAAUGCAUACUUUACAUGCUUGCUAAGUGCAACCUGACAGAAACACGAGAAGGAGGAAGAGGGAGUGAACAGAUGCUGUGAGACAGAUAGAGAGAGAGAGAGAGAAGAGGAAGGAAGCGAGGAAGGAAGAGAGAUAAGGCAAGCCAGUACACAAAGCACACAUGAGAGGCAAAGGCUGAGCAUUGAAGCCGCUGUCAUUAGCUCCUCAGCGUGGGGUGUUUAAAUCAUGCAUGAGAGCAGCAUUAAGGCCCACCAGGGCGAGGUGGCCAACAGCAGCGCACAGAGCUCAAGAGUGUCCCUGUCAUUGCCCCUCACCACGACCCAUUAAGGGCAAAAUCCCAGUACUGCCCAGCUACACAGGUUACAUCGCCUGCUG